This is a messenger RNA of Chelmon rostratus (copperband butterflyfish), 2813 nucleotides long. RefSeq names its product dynein, cytoplasmic 1, intermediate chain 2a. Gene Ontology annotation, biological process: transport along microtubule. The transcript has 16 exons. Lineage: Eukaryota; Metazoa; Chordata; Actinopteri; Chaetodontiformes; Chaetodontidae. The record is from RefSeq and is a predicted model, not a curated record. Gene Ontology annotation, molecular function: dynein light chain binding; dynein heavy chain binding. The coding region runs from base 87 to 1910 and encodes 607 amino acids. Gene Ontology annotation, cellular component: cytoplasmic dynein complex.
GUUGGGUUGGCAGUCCGUUUGUUUUGGCUGUUAUUGGUAAUAGACGUUUGCUGUCAGGUGGAGAACCUGCCUUAAGCUGCGGCAUCAUGUCUGACAAAAGUGAGCUGAAAGCAGAGCUUGAAAGGAAGAAGCAGCGCUUGGCACAAAUCAGAGAGGAGAAGAAAAGGAAGGAAGAGGAGCGCAAGAAGAAAGAGGCGGACCAGUUGAAAGAUGCUGUACUUCACCAGGAUGACUCUGACCUGGAGAAAAAAAGACGUGAGACUGAGGCUCUGCUACAGAGUAUGGGCAUAACCUCAGAUAUUCCUGUUGUCCCUCCUCCCAUGUCUCCUACUACCAAAUCCGGGGGCACACCAAGUGAUGCAGGGAGCCAAGACUCUGAUGGAGCCGUGGGACCCAGGCGUGGAACUGCAAAACUGGGAAUGGCCAAAAUCACACAGGUGGACUUCCCUCCACGUGAAACUGUGUCCUACACGAAAGAGACGCAGACACCAGUCAUGACUCAACAAAAAGAAGAGGAAGAAGAAGAGGAAGAAAUUGCUCCACCUCAACCAGUAAGCGAGACUCAGACUGAGAAACCGGACCAGAAAGAGGAGGAGGAAGCCCCCCCACACGAGCUGACAGAGGAGGAAAAACUCCAGAUCCUGCACUCUGAGGAGUUUGCAAAUUUCUUUGACCACAGCACUCGCAUUAUUGAGCGGGCACUAUCAGAGCACGUGGACCUCUUCUUUGACUACAGUGGCCGUGACCUGGAGGAGAAGGAGGGUGAAAUCCAGGCCGGAGCAAAGCUCUCUCUCAACAGGCAGUUCAUGGACGAGCGCUGGUCGAAGCAUCGUGUCGUCACCUGCCUGGACUGGUCCCCCCAGUAUCCUGAACUCCUGGUUGCCUCAUACAACAACAACGAGGACGCUCCUCACGAGCCAGACGGCGUGGCCUUAGUGUGGAACAUGAAGUACAGGAAGGCGACACCGGAGUACGUCUUCCACUGUCAGUCCGCUGUUAUGUCGGCUGCAUUCUCCAAGUUCCACCCCAACGUUGUGGUGGGGGGCACAUACUCGGGGCAGAUUGUCCUGUGGGACAACAGGAGCAACAAGAGGACCCCUGUGCAGAGGACUCCCCUGUCAGCAGCAGCACAUACGCACCCAGUUUACUGUGUGAAUGUGGUCGGCACCCAGAACGCCAACAACCUGAUUAGCAUCUCCACUGAUGGCAAGAUGUGCUCCUGGAGUCUGGACAUGCUCUCUCAGCCACAGGACAGCAUGGAGCUGGUGUUCAAGCAGUCCAAAGCUGUAGCUGUCACCUCCAUGUCUUUCCCUCUCGGAGAUGUCAACAAUUUCGUGGUGGGCAGCGAAGACGGCUCCGUCUACAUGUCAUGUCGUCAUGGAAGCAAAGCAGGCAUCAGCGAGAUGUUUGACGGCCACCAUGGGCCCAUCACAGCCAUCAACUGCCACACGGCUCCGGGGCCCCUGGACUUCUCCCACCUGUUUGUUACAUCCUCUUUCGACUGGACUGUUAAGCUGUGGAGCACCAAGAACAACAAGCCGCUCUACUCAUUUGAAGAUAACUCGGAUUACGUGUACGAUGUCAUGUGGUCCCCGACUCACCCUGCUCUGUUUGCUUGUGUGGACGGAGUGGGCCAUCUCGAUCUGUGGAACCUCAACAACGACACCGAGGUUCCCACUGCCAGCAGCACAGUAGAGGGUAACCCAGCCCUCAACAGGGUCAGAUGGGCUCACUCUGGCAGAGAAAUUGCUGUGGGAGACUCCGAUGGACGAGUUUGUGUGUAUGAAGUUGGAGAGCAAAUUGCGGUUCCACGAAACGACGAGUGGACCCGUUUCGUUCGCACUCUGGCAGAGAUCAACGAGAACAGGGACGACGCAGAGGAGCUGGCAGCUCAGCGCCUGGCUGCCUGAUCUGCUCGCCGUGGACGAGAUGUUUAAGGGACCAGUGGCACGCUUGUUAAUACCAGCCCCCGUUUUUGAUGGAAAGAAAGGAUGGAGGUAAAGAUGACGCUUGGAUCAGAAACGGAAAGAAGUAUGGACAUCUCUUGAUUUCUUACACUUUCUUAUUUGGGACAACUCUGCCUUCUCAGUUAGCUGGACCGUCACCAGUCUUCCUUGGAAUAACACAAGUGACAGGGCUAUCAACCUCAGACACUAACAUGAAGCCAUAUUCACAAACACAAACCAGUCGUCCUUUCUUCAACCAGAUGCCUUAAACUUUAAUUUGUAUCGUGAUUGUAAAAAUCCCGCCUGUCUUUGUUUAGGGCAUGUGAACACCAGCCUUAAUUUUGAGUUUUUCAACCCUAAUAGGUGCUCCCCUCCACAUAUUCAUGACAAACACUCAUAGCCGAGCUCCAUUUUCACCAAAGUUGUAGUAAAGCAAUCACAUCUUUAAACACCCAGGAAUGUAAACUUAUCACUGUAGCCCAUGCUGUCAUUCCCAUUCCCUUUAGACUUGAUAACCUAAAUAUUCACGUGUUUGUAAAAUACUGAAAUGUCCAAAACCCAAAUGUCUUUCUACUUAUAUAUUCUAUACUGCAUCAGUUUUCACUUAAUCAGCAUAGCUGGUUAGACCUUGAGAUAGUUGGAGUAUCCUCAAUGCCUAAGAUGAUCAUGCAUGCUGUAACUGCUCAGUGAUUCCUCAGAGAUCUGUAACGUACAGGAUCUGAACAGAGAUUGUUUUUGUGAAGAAUCUCAAACCCUGGUGUCAAAACUGAGAAUGUACUUUUCACACAGUAGAAACAGUUUGAAUGAUUUAUUUCAAUAAAAUACAAUAAAUACAUUUAAAUUAUUUCCCAAGUCCCUGGUCAUGAU